This is a messenger RNA of Scophthalmus maximus (turbot), 4366 nucleotides long. It is a transcript of the gene angpt2a, whose product is annotated as angiopoietin 2a. NCBI's taxonomy places the organism in Eukaryota, Metazoa, Chordata, Actinopteri, Pleuronectiformes, Scophthalmidae. The record is from RefSeq and is a predicted model, not a curated record. Gene Ontology annotation, molecular function: receptor tyrosine kinase binding. Bases 257 to 1744 code for a protein of 495 amino acids. The transcript has 9 exons. Gene Ontology annotation, biological process: Tie signaling pathway.
GGGGAGUGGUUAGAAAUCACAGUUAGCUAAUCAGAGGGGCCACGGGCAGCUCAAACAAGUGGCUGGGGGCUUGAUAAAAGGCGAGCACAUGCAGUCUGGCACCGGUUACCUAUGAGAAUAAAACGCUACCUCCAAUUCUUGAUGAGUUUAUUCUCCUCCUACCACUGAGCGGUGAUAAAAGGGAUCUGUAGAACCUCGGAAAUCAAAGGAGUUUCAAUUUUUUGCCGAGUUUAUUUCUAGGUAAGAAAAGUCUAGGAUGACGAUGCUGAAUGUGGACUUGCUAGUUUUAAGUUUCUGCCUUGGUUUGGGGACAGGAUACAGUGCCGUUGCCAAGAGACAAUAUCAGAUCCAAAACGGGCCAUGCAGCUACACCUUUCUGCUGCCUGAGCAGGAGAACUGCCAAAGCAAGACCAACAGCUACAACUACCCAGUUCAAAAGGAUGGACCCACGGACAGCGACGAGUCGGCUCAGAGGCUGGAACAACUGGAGAUCAUCAUGGAGAACAACACACAGUGGCUGCUUAAGCUAGAGAACUACAUACAGGACAGCAUGAAACAAGACAUGGUCCAAAUCCAGCAGACUGCUGUACACAACCACACAGCUACGAUGAUUGAAAUUGGAACAAACCUGCUGAGUCAGACUGUGGAACAAACAAGGAAAUUGACCAAUGUGGAAGCACAGGUAAUUCAUCAUACAACUCGACUCGAGCGCCAGCUUCUCGAGAACUCCUUGUCGACCAACAAUUUGGAAAAACAACUCAUUGUCCAGACAAAUGAAAUCAAUAAGCUGAACGACAAAAACAGCUUCCUGGAGAAAAAGGUGGAGGGCAUGGAGGGGCAGAGGCAGGAGGAGCUGAAGAUGCUUCGAGAAGAGAAGGAGCAGCUGCAGACUCUGAUACUGAGGCAGACCGCCAUCAUAGGCGAGCUGGAGCAGCAGUUGCUCAAAGUCUCGUCCAACAACACCGUCCUGCAGCAUCAGCAGCAGGAGCUGCUGGACAUCGUGAACAACCUCAUCCACACCAUCUCUGCUGGCUCUGCUCGAGAGACCAAAACCGUCAUGAUGCGGGACACCCCUACCACAUUCACGGACUGCGCUGCUGUCCACAAGUCGGGAAACACCCAAAGUGGAGUCUACACGCUCACAUUACCCAACACCACAACAGAGGUUAAGGCUUUCUGUGACAUGGAGACAGAAGGAGGAGGCUGGACAGUCCUACAAAAACGCUUUGACGGCCGUGUUGACUUUCACCGUACGUGGCAAGAGUACAAAAAGGGGUUCGGAGAACCUGCAAGUGAAUUCUGGUUAGGAAAUGAAUUUGUCUCCAGACUGACACAUCAACAGUCAUACAAACUGAGGAUCCAGCUGAGUGACUGGGAAGGAAACUCUGGAUUCUCACAAUAUGAUCAGUUUUCUCUCGACGGUGAAGAACAAAAUUACAGGAUACACCUUAAAGGCUACAGUGGAACAGCAGGCAAAAUAAGCAGCAUCGGGCAGCCAGGAAGUGAUUUCAGUACAAAGGACGCAGACAAUGACAAAUGUGUUUGCAAAUGUUCACAGCUGACAACAGGGGGUUGGUGGUUUGAUGCCUGUGGUCCUUCCAAUUUGAAUGGGAUGUAUUACCAACAAGGCCAAAACUCAAAUCGCUUCAACGGAAUUAAAUGGUACUACUGGAAAGGCUCGGGCUACUCACUUAAGUCCACUACGAUGAUGAUCAGACCGGCAGACUUCACCGGUCCCCUCUGAACUGUCCGGAAACGGUACCCGACAAACGGUGCCCGACAAACAGCAGCAAACAACAAAACCAAAAAUAAAAAUUCUUAAGGUAGCCAAAGCACACAGAGAAAAUAUUUUUACAACUUGAUGCAUGUUUAUGCGUAAAAUAAUUUGAAAUAUAAUGGGUCGUUGCAAAAGAAUUGUGAAAUAUGGACUGUCAAAAUGACACUAACAAAUAUCAAAUAUCACUACUGAAAAUACUGAUGCCUGUGCUGUGUAAAUAUCACUAGGUGUAGUAUUACCUUGAGUUGUAUAACAGCUUGUUAACCAAACAGGAAAUACCAGAGUAAAAUGGGACAUUAAUUAUUCAACUUUCACAAAGGAUUUUAAUAUAGUUUAAGCAGCCAUUUAACUAUGUUCUGAAUUAUAUCGUCCUAUUUAACACCAAGACUAUGGUACAACAUUCAGACAAACAACUGGCUUAAAGUGAUUGUUAUAUGUGCUGGAACAUUUUCUGCUGAAUAACUAAAGUGUAAAUGCAAAUGUAUGGAUGCCACAGAAAAUAGUUCUCUCUUUAUAGUUUUUUCUCCAGAGAAUGUAUGUACAUUUGUUGUUUAAUUUAUAUGUAGAUUUUAUGGUUCAUAUUUAACAUCAUAUGUUAUGAUCAUAUAUGAUAAGACAGAUUUGUUAGAGAUCUAGGUCCUGGCUAGUUAAUGAUUAAAUUGCACAAAAACUAAAGAGGAUUUCUAUUAAUAUAAUUCUGCAGUACCAUCCCACAUGCUCAUACAUGACUAUGAUCUUUUGAGAAAGUUUUUUUUUUAAAUUUAUGUAAUGUGUCUUUUGAAGUUAAAACUAGCAAAAUUUAUGAAAAGUUGUACAAGUGAGGAAGCUGACUUUUUCACCAGUGAACACUGACUAUUGUUAGUGUUUGACUGACUACCAGCUGUUAUAUAUCUGAAGUUGAAUAUUAAACACAAGCACAAGACAGAGAACUUAAGAUAUGAGAAAUAACAAGUCCUUUUCCACAAUAGUCCUAUUCUGCACUAGAAACAAUGAGGAGUCAUGUGAAUAAACAGCUGCCUGAUUGCCACAAACUUUUCUGUAAUGUUUUAUGACUACAAAAUAAAAAAAUCCCAUUAAUGAUGGUUCAGGGUAUAAAUGUUUCUAUAAGUAAAGAUGUAUACACAUACACUGAUCAUCCAUACAUAACAAUAGCUUGUCAUCUGUACUAUGGAUAAAACAGUAAAUGUCUAAUUUUAAACUACAAUACUGAUAUACUACAUGUCAUGACAGUAAACUUAGGGGGAAAUUAAUUUAGGAACUUCUCAUACACAAAAUUAUCAGAUGUACUGUAUAUCAUCAGAUUAAUUUAAAAAUCCUAUUUAUCCAGUAUACAGUAGCCAUAAAGCCAGUAGAACUUUCAUGGGCAGAAAUAAUUGAGUUGAGGGUAAAAUGGCAAAUAUUAAUCUUACUGCAAAGGUCAGGCAUCAUUAUUUGAACAGAGAAACAUAAUAUUAAUGUAACAUACAGGCCUGUCACAAUAACUGCUUUUCGUUGCACGAUAUAUUGUCCCCAAAAUGAUUGCGAUAAACAGUAUUAUCGUCCUUUUAAGACCAUUUUUUUUAUACUUAAUCAUGUGAGCUUGGUCGUUGGUGCAAGUCCUACAUGGAUGUUAUCCAGAGUUUAGACUUGAGUAUAGGCCUCAGGAAAAAACAAAGCAAUCUGAAGAAAAAUACUAAGAAAUCCAUAGUUUCUGACAUUUUAUAGACAAAGAUGAACAGAUGAGAGGACAGAAGCAGACAGACUUUGCUGGACUGUUGAUGACAUUCAUUCUUAUGUCAACACACACAAGUGUAGACAUUAUUAUCGACUUUUCGCGACAGGCCUAGUUACAUACAAAGUGAGAUGAAAAUAUAAGAGAAGAGGAGAUGUGAAAGUAACUACUAAACUAUUAUUUUUAAACAAUGCAACUGAAAUUACUUUUUGUCAUUGACACUGAUAACAGCUGAAGGCAACACCACAGGCACCCCACGGCACAGAGUCAGAAAAAAAAGAGAGAUAUUUGUGGUUUGCCAAUCGCUGGAUGCAUCCAUAGGAGCGAGUGGAGGAAUGGUAAAAGGCCUCGGGCACACAAAGAUAUUUUGUCUGUCACAACAAAAGCCAUCAAAUAAUUUCAAGAGGAAGUGUGCUGACAUUUGUCUGCAUCAAGACCCUGUGUCUCCCCUUACAGUGGCAGGAGAGGACAGUGACUCAUGAAUGACGGGUUCAGGAAGAGGCAGCAACAGCCACAUUUCACACAGGACGCUUCAGGAAAAACAAGCGCACUGAAAAUGGAUGACUGGCAAUAAAAAUUAGCAGGUUUCCGUCUGACUUCCUCUGCUCGAGGUUUAUUAGUUUUGAGUGUGAAAAAGAGUGAUUUAUAUGGAUAGAAUUAUUCAUGUACAGGGAAAAACAUCAUUCAGUUUUUUUCUAUAUGCAAAGAUGUAUGUAAAGAAAAAAUAACUCUUGAGUGAUUGUGAUGUUGUCAAUAAAAGAAAGGAAUUUUUAUGCACCCCUACCUUAAGCUUGGCGUUUGAAACUUAAAAUCAAUAUAUCUUGUAUACGUUUGUUUAAUUGAAAAUAUAAUUGAACCUUGACAGUAAAGGUAUCUGU